GCUCUGCUCACACAUUCUGAGCUGGCCCUCUGCCCUCUGGGAUCAGUGCCCGGUGUAGGAUUGGGGGCAUGUUUCCACCUUUGCCAGGGCCACAGGCACCACGGCCCUGUGGGGCCUCUGUGGCGACAGGCUCUUCCCUUCAGCUAUUGCUUUGCUCUGGGGUGGGGUGGGGAACAUAGGGCAGGAAACCCUACCCUGCAGGCAGCCAGCGGUGCGGCUGGGACCUGUGUUGGUGUGUCUGGGCCUUGGGCACAGCACACGGCCCUAUCCUGAGCCCCCUGCCCUGAUGGUGUGCACCUAUGAUAAUGGCGGCCUCUCGGGGCCCUGGCCUCUCCUCGCCUCCUCCAGGGGUUUUCUGGCCUCUGUGGAGCUCUCUUCAUCGCGUUUGGGAUCCUGGGGGCGCUGGCUCUCGGCCCCUACGUGGACCGGACCAAGCACUUCACUGAGGCCACCAAGAUCGGCCUGUGCCUGGUCUCUCUGGCCUGCAUGGCCUUUGCCCUGGUGUCCCUGCUGCAGGGACAGGCCCUUGCCCUGGCCACCACCUGCUCGCUCCUCGGGCUCUUUGGCUUCUCGGUGACCCCCGUGGCCAUGGAGUUGGCAAUCGAGUGUUCCUUCCCCGUGGGGGAGGGGGCUGCCGUAGGCCUGAUCUUUGUGCUGGGCGUCUGUGCUGCUGAUGGCCGGCCUGUGCAACCUCUUCAGCUGCAUCCUGGUACUCUUCUUCCACACCUCACACCGGCGCCUGCAGGCAGAGUCUGCCAAGUCCUCCUCCACCCAGAACGCGUGCCCAGGCGCCGAGGACCAGGAGUCCCCGCCGGAAACUACCCCUUGAGGCCCCAGCAUGGCACUCCCAGCUUGGAAGCUCAGGGCCAGCUCAUUCCUGGAGCCGCUUCUCUGGGCCCUGCCACCUCCUCCCAGAGCCCCAAGAUGCGGAGACUGACCAGGGACGUGUGGUGAAGGGGAGGCAGGCUCGGGUCACCCGGGCUGUGCCCACCACGUCAGACAGCUGGGCGGAGGGACCCAAGGCGUUCGGCGCACCAGGGCCUGGGGAGAGCCCCUGGGCCCGAGACUGAUGCGCGGCUGAGCGAGAGGGCUACUGCUGUGUGGACCCGGACCAGGCAGGGCGGCCGUGGGCGGCGCAGACUCAAGGCGGGGUGUGGACCGAGGGGGAGCGGGAAGGGCUGGGGUCCUGGGGCCCAGCAGGGCGA
Messenger RNA from Cercocebus atys (sooty mangabey), 1205 nucleotides. RefSeq names its product major facilitator superfamily domain containing 7 (gene SLC49A3). The transcript has 3 exons. Bases 487 to 954 code for a protein of 155 amino acids. NCBI's taxonomy places the organism in Eukaryota, Metazoa, Chordata, Mammalia, Primates, Cercopithecidae. Gene Ontology annotation, cellular component: membrane. The record is from RefSeq and is a predicted model, not a curated record.